This is a messenger RNA of Nothobranchius furzeri (turquoise killifish), 2917 nucleotides long. NCBI's taxonomy places the organism in Eukaryota, Metazoa, Chordata, Actinopteri, Cyprinodontiformes, Nothobranchiidae. The record is from RefSeq and is a predicted model, not a curated record.
UUUUUUUUUUUUUUUUUGGAAAACCCUUUGUCGUUCAGCCAUGAAGCUUAAAGGAACUCCUUGGACCAAUAUUUCCAUAUUUUGGAUUUGAAUCUUUGAUUUUUUUUAACUCUUUGCUGGGACCCGUCAGCAGCGGUGGCUGCUGGUGGUGGCGGCCGCGGCGGCGGUGGGAGGACCUUGCCGCCUCAGAACACAAGGAUACAUUUCCAUACGUGUACGCCACCAUGAGGAUAUCCACCACCUCUUGCCUCUGUCCCUUUUUGGUCUGUCUCUGCUUCAUCCAGAGGUGCUCUGGGACCGGCCACCAUGUCCCCACUAAAGUGCCCUCCAAGAACCAGACCAAACUGGCCAACGGGGAGACGGAGGUGCACCAUAGGCCCAAACGUGGCUGGAUCUGGAACCAGUUCUUUGUUUUAGAAGAACACAUGGGACCAGAUGCUCAGUAUGUGGGAAAGCUUCACUCAAACUCGGACAAAGGCGACGGAUCCGUCAGGUACAUUCUGAGCGGAGAAGGGGCUGGGACGAUAUUUAUCAUCGAUGAGGUGACGGGGGAUAUUCACGCCACUAAGAGCCUGGAUCGGGAAAGGAAAACGCAUUAUGUCCUGCACGCACAAGCUUUGGACCGCAACACGGAGGAAGCCCUCGAACCAAAGUCGGAGUUCAUCAUCAAAGUGCAAGACAUCAAUGAUAAUGCACCUAAAUUCCCAGACAGACCAUUUGUAGCAACGGUACCAGAGAUGUGUGAAGUGGGUACCUCAGUUUUGCAAGUCACGGCGAGCGAUGCUGACGACCCUACCUACGGAAAUAGCGCCAAAAUAGUCUACAGCAUUCUGCAAGGACAGCCAUAUUUCUCUGUGGACCCUAAAACAGGAAUCAUCAGGACUGCCUUAGCAGACAUGGACCGGGAAGCCAGAGAACACUACACAGUCGUUAUCCAAGCCAAAGACAUGGCAGGCCAGGUCGGAGGCCUCUCUGGCUCCACCACCAUCAACAUCACUCUGACAGAUGUCAACGACAACCCGCCCAAGUUCCCACAAAAAAAUUACCAGCUGUACGUCCCAGAAUCAGCCGAAGUCGGGAAGCCGGUGGGGAAGAUCAAAGCCAACGACGAUGACCUUGGAGUCAACGCAGACAUCAAGUAUAGCAUCAUUAACUCAGAGGGCGCCAACAUGUUCUCCAUAUCCACAGACAGAGAAACAAGAGAGGGAAUCAUCAGUCUGAAAAAGCUUCUGAACUACGAGCGAAAGAAGACCUACACGCUGCACAUCGAAGGAACGAAUACUCACGUGGAUCCUCGUUUUUCCUACCUUGGUUCUUUCAAAGACACCGCCACCCUGAAAAUCACAGUGGGGGAUGUGGACGAAGCCCCCAUCUUUUCUAUGGAUUACUACAUUUUGGACGUUUACGAAAACUCGCCAAGUGGAACAGAAGUGGGUGCGGUUACUGCUCGAGAUCCAGACAGCAGGAACAGUCCUGUCAGGUAUUUCAUGGACAGCAAGGAGGACGGAGAAAGAUACUUCAGAAUAGAUGAAAUCCGUGGAGUUAUACGUACCAUGCAGCCUCUGGACAGAGAAGACACGCCUUGGCACAACAUCACUGUAAUGGCCUCGGAGGUUGAUAACCCCAACCUGAACAGACAUGUUCCUGUUACCGUCCAGGUUCUGGACAUGAAUGACAAUCCACCAGAAGUAUCAACCGAAGAGGAAGUCAUUGUCUGUGAGAACUCGAGACCUGGACAGGUGAUCCAGACCGUCACAGCGGUGGAUAAGGACGACUUUGCCAACGGACAGAGGUUUUCCUUCGCUCUGCCCAGCCACCUCCCGGUUAAUCCCAACUUCACCCUGAAGGACAAUGAAGACAGCACAGCCAGCAUUAUUGCCAGGCGACGGCGUUUCAACCACCUGACCCAGGAGCUUUAUGAGCUGCCCGUCGUGGUGUGGGAUGGCGGGGAGCCAUCACUGAGCAGCACCAGCACCCUGACCCUGCGAGUGUGCCCAUGCCAGCGUCACGGCAAGAUCCGAAUAUGCCAAGGCGAGGCGUUCCUCUCCUCGGCGGGUCUCAGCACGGGGGCUCUGAUUGCCAUCCUGCUGUGCAUCAUCAUUUUGCUUGCCAUCGUGGUCCUCUUCGUCACACUUCGGCGGAGUAAGAAAGAGCCCCUUAUCAUCGCCGAGGAGGACAUCAGAGAAAAUGUUGUGACCUAUGAUGAUGAGGGCGGCGGCGAGGAGGACACAGAGGCCUUUGACAUAAUUGCUCUCCGUAAUCCGGCCGCCGCAGAGGAGCUGAAGUUCCGACGGGACAUUCGUCCAGAGGCAAGGGGCCACUGUAGCCUUCCCCACAAUCACAAGACUCCAUCUGUGGAGCUGGAUGAGGUGGACGUGCAGGAGUUUAUCAGGCAGAGACUGGUGGAGGCCGACAUGGACACCAGCGUGCCGCCCUACGACUCCCUCCAGACCUAUGCCUAUGAGGGUCAGGGCUCAUCUACGGGCUCCAUCAGUCCAUUGGACUCGGUUGCCGCGCCGUCGGAGCAGGAAUAUAACUACCUGGAGGACUGGGGACCUGAGUUCCGGAGACUAGCAGAACUCUACGAAGACUCAGAGUCAGACGUGACCACCUAGUCUGUGAUUUCACUUCUGUUCAAACCAAAUCCGAUUAAAACUCAUUUUUCAAUGAAUGACGUGAGCACACAGACUGACCAGUUCAGCGGUUCUCAAAUGUUACCGUUGAACUAAAAAAAAAAAAAAAAAACGGACCUCUGAAUUUUGUUUCUUUUUCAUUUUGUCACGUUGGAUCAUGGAUUGUUCAUCCGCAAGUGUCAGAUUUGAGAUGAAAGAAAAUUUAUGAGGAAAAAAUGGAAAAUAUUUUCCUUGGUGUAUAUUUUUUAUUGCUCAAUAAAGUCCUAAAAAUUCAUUUGCGUGGA